AUGGAAGGAAAUUUAGUAACUAUCAAUGAAGAUUCUCAAGAUUCUUUAAAUGCUGAACUAUGGGAAUUAUGUUCAAUACCUGAUCAAGCCACUACUAAAGAUGAAUUCACUCGUUACAUGAAAGAACAAAUUGCCCACAAAAAUCAAGAUCCAUUAACAUGGUAG
Racocetra fulgida is the source of this 165-nucleotide messenger RNA. Lineage: Eukaryota; Fungi; Glomeromycota; Glomeromycetes; Diversisporales; Gigasporaceae. The record is from the annotation of a GenBank genome assembly.